Messenger RNA from Diorhabda sublineata, 2505 nucleotides. It is a transcript of the gene VhaAC39-1, whose product is annotated as V-type proton ATPase subunit d. Gene Ontology annotation, cellular component: lysosomal membrane; vacuolar proton-transporting V-type ATPase complex; proton-transporting V-type ATPase, V0 domain. The record is from RefSeq and is a predicted model, not a curated record. The transcript has 2 exons. Gene Ontology annotation, molecular function: proton-transporting ATPase activity, rotational mechanism. Lineage: Eukaryota; Metazoa; Arthropoda; Insecta; Coleoptera; Chrysomelidae. Gene Ontology annotation, biological process: vacuolar transport; proton transmembrane transport; vacuolar acidification. The coding region runs from base 90 to 1136 and encodes 348 amino acids.
AAUGACAAUAAUCAUAUGACAUUUGGGUGAGGUGUUUUUAUCUCGUGAGCUUGUUAUUCUCAAUACCAUUAAAAAAUUAAGCACACAUCAUGAAGGGCUGUAUUUUUAACAUCGACAAUGGCUACUUGGAAGGAUUAUGUCGUGGAUUCAAAUGCGGAAUCCUCAAACAAUCAGACUAUCUUAAUUUGGUUCAAUGCGAAAGCCUUGAAGAUUUAAAAUUGCAUUUACAAGGAACCGAUUAUGGUACAUUUUUGGCCAAUGAACCCUCACCUUUGUCAGUAUCAACUAUCGAUUUGAGACUCAGGGAAAAAUUGGUAAUUGAGUUUCAACAUAUGCGAAAUCAAGCAGUGGAGCCUCUGUCUACUUUCAUGGACUUUAUUACGUACAGUUACAUGAUAGAUAAUAUUAUACUCUUAAUUACAGGAACUCUUCAUCAACGACCAAUUGGUGAGUUAAUUCCAAAAUGUCACCCUUUAGGUAGUUUUGAACAAAUGGAAGCUAUCCAUGUCGCUGCUACCCCAGCUGAAUUAUAUAAUGCAGUCUUAGUAGAUACUCCACUUGCUCCAUUUUUUGUUGAUUGUAUUAGUGAACAAGAUUUAGAUGAGAUGAAUAUUGAAAUAAUAAGAAAUACAUUGUACAAAGCAUAUUUAGAAGCAUUCUAUGCUUUCUGCAAAGAAAUCGGAGGUACUACAGCUGAUUGUAUGUGCGAAAUCUUAGCAUUUGAAGCCGAUAGACGUGCAAUAAUUAUAACUAUUAACUCAUUUGGUACAGAAUUGAGUAAAGAUGAUCGUGCUAAAUUGUAUCCUCGUUGCGGUAGACUCCAUCCUGACGGAUUAGCCGCGCUCGUUAGAGCUGAAGAUUACGAUCAAGUGAAAGCUGUAGCUGAAUAUUAUGCGGAAUAUUCCAAACUUUUUGAAGGCGCCGGAAAUAAUCCCGGAGAUAAAACUUUAGAAGAUAAAUUCUUUGAGUAUGAAGUUCGUCUUAAUAUCAAUGCUUUCAUGCAACAAUUUCACUUUGGAGUUUUUUAUUCUUAUUUGAAAUUGAAGGAACAGGAAUGCAGAAAUAUUGUUUGGAUCGCUGAGUGUGUCGCACAGAAACACAGGGCUAAAAUUGAUAAUUACAUUCCGAUAUUUUAAAAAAUUUCCAUUCCAUUUAAUCAGUUUUGAACUUUAUAGUGUUAACUAAAAGGAAAAUGUAGAAACACGCGGGAGUUUCAUUUUAUUUCUCAUAAUAUAAUGAUAUAUCAUGGGUCGAAUAUUCUAAUUAUAAAAGAUGUAAAAUUUGCCAUCAAAUAUUUUUAAAAAAUUUAAUUUAUUUUGUUGAGAGUGAAAUACAAGGAAGAAAGUAGAUCAUAGUUUAAGCUUUUUAAUGAAUCAUCAUUAAUUCUCAGCUCAAAUAGUGUCAGAAGUCAAAAAAAACACACUAUGGACUAAUAAGCGUUUGAAAUUAAUUCUAAAUUUAUUUUUCAAAUUUGGGAUUGUAACUCAAAAACUGAUAAAGUUACUGAAAUGGCAACUAAUUACUUGAUGUAAUUUGAGAAAAGAUUUUCAAAUUUUUUGAGUUUUUUUUGGGUUAUGACACUAUAUGAGAGGAGGUGCGAUAUGUUUUUCUAUAUUUUAAAAACAUUUUCACCUAUUUCAUAAAUUAAAAUAACAUAUUAUUACAAUUUUUCAUAAUUUUUAAAAAUAAAAAUUGCACAAAUCUACCCAUCCCAUGUAAUGUAUCUUCGGGCUAACCAAUGAUGGUUGAACAUAUUCUUUGUAUUGAAAUAUUAAAACUACUUUAUAAAAAACUAUUUAUUAUGCAAGAAAAUAAUUAAUUAAUCCGAUUACGGCACUCGACGAAUACCAAAACAUCACACCCUAGUUAUUCUCCUCAAAAUAUUCAAAAUUUUAUCUAUACUCUGGAAAAGGAGCUAAGGGUAAUAACCGAUUGAGCCCGGCAAAAGUUUUAGAAGUAUUUGAAUUUUGUAAAAAAGACAAUUAAUUCUAUAGCAUUUGGGAGUUAAUUUUUAAGCUAAAUUUAGCGUUGAUUUCAAUGCUGAUAGAACAAUAAUGAAAAAAUAACCGUUUUGUGACAUUGAAAUGCUGAUAUAAUAUUCGACCCAUGUUUUUAUUUUUUUUUUUGGAUUUAUCUAUUUAAUCUUGAUGAUUUCGAGCUCCCCUCAUCUUGUGUGUCACUGUCUAGAAUAAAUCUAGUUUUAACCUAAAUAUUUAACUUAAAUAUAAUUUAUGAUAUAUAUAUAUAUAUAUAUAUAUAUAUAUAUAUAUAUAUAUAUAUAUAUAUAUAUAUAUAUAUAUAUAUAUAUAUAUAUAUAUAUAUAUAUAUAUAUAUAUAUAUAUAUAUAUAUAUACAAUAUAUUUUAUUGAAAGCACUUCCCCCAAUUACAUUUUUUGAAACAUUGUUAGUAAAAGUCUUUAUUGAGUCGAAUUCGUGAUUUAUUUCAAAAGAUAUUGUAAAAAAAACUUAUUGAAAUGCUAUUCUUCUUGUUUAUGUAUAAAAUAA